Molecule: messenger RNA, 2412 nt
Organism: Acanthoscelides obtectus
Lineage: Eukaryota; Metazoa; Arthropoda; Insecta; Coleoptera; Chrysomelidae
Source: the annotation of a GenBank genome assembly
UCUCAACAGAGAAAGCACAUCUCUAAACGGGAGUCCCUGUGGAGGGGAAAACGAAGCCGAAUAUGAGCAAAAAAAGCAAGUGAAGUUCCUGUUGGCUACCCCCAAACUUCCAACGAACAUCGUGAUGCUAUAAAACAGCUGGCGAGAUCAUUGUUUCAAAACUUUCCAUCGCUUACUCCAUGCAACAAGUUAGUAGUAGUUCAUUAUUUUAAUUUUGUGUGUGUAUUCAGCAGUGGAAUCGUGUUGUGGUGGUGACUGUGUUCAGUUGUGUAACUGAUCAAGUGAAAGCAGCAACAGCCAAUCAAGAUGUGUGACGACGACGUAACAGCACUGAUGAUCGACAAUGGCAGCGGUGUCUGCAAAGCUGGCUUCGCAGGAGAUGAUGCUCCAAGAGCCGUAUUCGCUUCCAUCGUGGGCAAAGCCAGGCACCAGGGUGUCAUGGUUGGUAUGGGUCAGAAGGAUGCCUACGUAGGUGAAGAAGCUCAAACAAGGAGAGGUAUUCUGACUCUAAACUACCCCAUCGAACACGGCAUCAUCACCAACUGGGAGGGUAUGGAGACCAUCUGGCAACACACCUUCUACAACGAGUUGCGCGUGUCUCCAGAAGAACACCCCGUUCUACUAACAGAAGCUCCUUUGAAUCCCAAAAUGAACAGAGAGAAGAUGGUUCAGAUCAUGUUUGAGUCGUUCAACAACCCUUCGGUGUACGUAGCCAUUCAAGCAGUGCUGGCACUCUAUGCUUCUGGUCGUACCACCGGUGCUGUAACGGAUUCUGGAGAUGGUGUGUCACAUGUGGUCCCUAUCUAUGAAGGUUAUGCACUUCCUCACGCGAUCAUGCGUCUGGACCUCUCAGGUCGUGAUAUCACCGAAUACCUGAUGAAGAUCCUCACCGAACGAGGUUACUCCUUCACGACCACUGCUGAAAGAGAGAUUUGCAAAGACAUCAAGGAAAAGCUGUGCUAUGUCGCUCUGGACUAUGAUCUAGAGUUGAAAAACGCGACAACAUCUACAACCAUUGAAAAGAACUACGAGCUGCCUGAUGGACAAGUCAUCACAAUUGGAAGUGAAAGAUUCAGAUGCACAGAAACUCUGUUCAAGCCAUCAUUAAUCGGCAUGGAAUCAUUUGGUGUUCAUGAGGAAGUUUAUAAAGCCAUUAUGAAGUGCGAUAUUGAUAUCCGUAAGGACUUGUUUGCCAAUACUGUACUUUCUGGAGGUACUACGAUGUAUCCAGGUAUUGGUGAUCGUAUCCAAAAAGAAAUCACCUCACUGGCCCCAUCCACAAUCAAAAUCAAGAUCAUCGCUCCCCCUGAAAGAAAGUACUCUGUCUGGAUCGGUGGAUCCAUCCUGGCUUCCCUUUCUACCUUCCAGCAAAUGUGGAUCUCAAGGGCAGAAUACGAUGAACACGGUGCCAAGAUUGUCCACCAGAAAUGCUUCUAAAUCAUAUAUCCUAAUAGCUAGAAUAUCGAUUUUUAUAUUGACUAUGACAUGUGAGCUGAAAUCGUUUCACACGUACCCAUUGGAGACUGUUUAUGUUCAUCUGAAGUCUUUCAUGUGAAAUAUGCAUCUCUAGGUCAUAAGACAAUAAUGAUAUUGCCGAAAUGCAUCAAACUUAUUUGACUCUCAAAUAUAACAAGAGUAAAAAAUAUAAUUUUUAGACAAACUAAAUUUAAUAGUUUAUAUGAAAUGAAUGUUUACUAUUUCUACUCACAGAAUUUGUUUAAUUGGAAAAGCUGAAAAUCACUGUUCUAUUCUCCACAACAUUGCGGAUGACUAGAUAACGUUUAGAACAUUGAACGCACUUUAUAUUAUAUGAGGUUCAAUGUUUUGGCCUAGGAUCAUGCCUGAUCGAUUCCGUACUGGGAUGUAUUAAUAAUUACUCAGCCUUGGUUAGGUGGUAAACUAUCGAUUUUCCUUUCAUCGGGCUUUAUGCUACAUAAACAUAUUCUUACCUGUAAUCAUGCUGAAAUAGCUAUAUUUCAUGUGAUAGGCUUCUAUUGGACACUAUCAAAGUAAAGCACAAUGUUUUGAACUUGCUUUCACUUGAUGUAGAAUUUGUUAUCAAGUAAAGAUUUGUCUGUUGAGCUCACAAUCCUGUACUUGGAGGACAUAAUACAUAAUGUAUUUCUGCUACAUAAUUGAAUAAUUUACGAAUACUGUAGUCCCAAAUACAUAUAUUUUUAUCUAUAUAGUGUAAAGUUUCCAGAUGUAUAAACUAGCCAUACAUACCAAAAAAUGAAAUAAAUUGUAAACACUCCAUACAGGUAUCUACAACAAAAAUGUACAUAAAUAGUCGUACUAUAAUUUCAGGGCUGAAAAAGCAACCCAGAAUGUCAAAUCAGUUAUUAUGAUUUUGAGCAUCGUAAAGUUUCUAUAAUACAUUUAUAAUAAUUUCAAUAAAACUACAACACAAAA